Pyricularia oryzae 70-15 is the source of this 1038-nucleotide messenger RNA. Its product is annotated as 40S ribosomal protein S8. Gene Ontology annotation, biological process: maturation of SSU-rRNA from tricistronic rRNA transcript (SSU-rRNA, 5.8S rRNA, LSU-rRNA); translation. The record is from RefSeq and is a predicted model, not a curated record. The coding region runs from base 138 to 746 and encodes 202 amino acids. NCBI's taxonomy places the organism in Eukaryota, Fungi, Ascomycota, Sordariomycetes, Magnaporthales, Pyriculariaceae. Gene Ontology annotation, molecular function: structural constituent of ribosome. The transcript has 3 exons. Gene Ontology annotation, cellular component: ribosome; cytosolic small ribosomal subunit.
CAUCACGCCCACCAAAUUUGGCCUGAGACGACCUUCGCAUUUUAUCGACCCCCAAUUUUUCCACGCCUUGCGAAAUCGACGACCACUCAGCCCACGCUUGCAUCUGGUGAACAGCUAAAUCAUCAGGAACAGCAAUCAUGGGUAUCUCACGAGACUCUCGCCACAAGCGCUCUGCCACCGGUGCAAAGCGCGCUCACUACCGCCAGAAGCGUGCUUGGGAGGCUGGUCGCCAGCCCGCCAGCACCAAGAUCGGUGCCAAGCGCAUUCACACCGUCCGUGUCCGUGGCGGCAACACCAAGUACCGUGCCCUUCGUCUCGACUCGGGCAACUUCUCGUGGGGCUCCGAGGGCGUCACCCGCAAGACCCGUGUCAUUGCCGUCGCCUACCAUCCCUCAAACAACGAGCUUGUCCGCACCAACACCCUCACCAAGUCCGCCGUUAUCCAGAUCGACGCUGCGCCAUUCCGUCAAUGGUACGAGGCCCACUACGGCCAAUCGCUUGGCCGCAGACGGCAGGCUAAGCAGGCCAAGGAGGGCGAGGAGGUGAAGAAGAGCAAGAGCGUGGAGAAGAAGCAGGCCGAGCGCUUUGCCGCCCGCGGCAAGGUCGACUCUGCUCUGGAGAAGCAGUUCGAGGCCGGUCGUGUAUUUGCUGUUGUCUCGUCGAGGCCUGGCCAGUCCGGCCGGUGCGACGGUUACAUCCUGGAGGGUGAGGAAUUGGCUUUCUACCAGAGGAAGCUCCACAAGUAAAGGAAAAUGAUGGCGGAUUUUAUGGCUGGGAAAUGAACAAUGGUUUUUACUGCUUUGGUCUCUGGUGGGUGUUCAGGUAUUGCUUGAUGUGCCCUAGGUGGGAUUUUUUCUCAGUGUUACGGGAGGGACGAGGCGUCGACUUCGUUUACCCAUUACUGCCCACCUAAUGGCCGCUUCCUCAUUGCAUUGCAAACGGGAGGAUUUUAUGGUCGGUCAACAAAAUCCAACAGUGAUUCUUCGCGUUAUCCCUAUUUGCAUGUUAUCUCAAAGUGAUUACAACUUUGACUCGUUA